AUGACGAAGCGCCGACAGAAAAUGGCUAAGAAAAUGCAAACGACGGAGAAUGAGGGUUACGAAGAGCCGGAGCCGAACUAUGUUGCUGCGCAUUGGCGAUUUAAGGAUGGCGUGGUAAAGUCUUUGGUAGAGGACGUGUUUAAAGCGGGCAUGUAUAGUGAAGUGUAUCGGCAUGCUAGUGAAAGUUUGGGGGCUGAUGAAGUGCCACAUGAUAGCGAUAGAUUUGUGGACGUCUUGAAGCAGGCUUUUAGGAAGCACGUCACUACUGAGGCCCGACCGAUACUAACGAACGAGUUGUCGGACUACGAGACGCCGUAUAUGAUGCAGCGACAGACACGAGAGCGGCUCCUGAGAGAUGAGUGUGCCAGGAAUCAACUCGAUGAGAGCAUGAUCGACUACACUCUGGACACCAGUGAUGAUUUGGUGAGGCUGCGGGGUAAGGCUCCGAUGCCCCCAGAUCUCUUGGAGCCUUUGAUGUCGUUUAGAGGUAUCACAGAGUGGGCCCAUGACCCUAGGGAUAGGCUAAAGCAGAAACUGGAUGGAGUUAACAAUGUGAUGAAGAAUGCGGUGGCUUCUGUUAGGAAAACGAACGGCGACUACCCCGAGUUUAAGGCGGGUCGGCCGGAAUGGAGAUAUUUUCAUCCAUUUAAUAACCAUUUUGGCUUCACUCCUGCCUCACAGCCGAGGGGAGUUUUGGGUGGCACUAAAUUUGGCCGAAAAAUUGACCCUGAGGAACGUAUGAUGAGGUAUCCCACUCUGCAACGAGUUGCCCAUAGCCUCUCCAAAGACCCGGUGUAUCGGCGUCUAACACGUCAUCAGAUUAACGUCUUAGAGCGAGCAUAUGGGUGGAAGUACUCCUGCCAGACCCAGGCAAUCAACACUCUCAAGGAGGUUUUGGACGACCUACCCCCUCACGCCCAUUACAAGGCUAGACUCGACUGGGCUCUGCCGAUACAGAGGUACCUUAUGAGUUGA
This is a messenger RNA of Perkinsus marinus ATCC 50983, 975 nucleotides long. RefSeq lists its product as hypothetical. The coding region runs from base 1 to 975 and encodes 324 amino acids. The record is from RefSeq and is a predicted model, not a curated record. Lineage: Eukaryota; Perkinsozoa; Perkinsida; Perkinsidae. The transcript is spliced from 5 exons.